Molecule: messenger RNA, 1893 nt
Organism: Echinostoma caproni
Lineage: Eukaryota; Metazoa; Platyhelminthes; Trematoda; Plagiorchiida; Echinostomatidae
Source: the annotation of a GenBank genome assembly
AUGUACCUGAGCGUCACAGAUCAACCGGACUUGAGUAGAUGGAAUCAGCCCGUGGACCCUGAUGUUCUCAUAGCCAUCGUACGCAUUCAAGCCUAUUUCCGUGGCUAUCGGACACGUCUGGCCUUGUAUCUAAACAACCCCCGCAAUGUGAUAUCUCUCGUUCUGGCAACAGAUCAAGCAAACACAGAUGAAGCGGACCGUAGUGCCCUUGCGUCGGAAAUCAUAUCACAUUCUGAUUCUGGACAACUAUGUCGACGACUACUGGCGCAGGCCAAACGAGCAGGGGAUGGUUGGUUCAAGUGUACACAACUACUACAACACGCUAAUACGGAGAAUGAUGUUGGUCUAGCUUUGGUCAAAAGUCUUGUUCGAACAGGACAGAUAAAUUUCAUGCAGGAUUUGGAACACUUAGUCGCUUAUUGUGACUAUACCGGAACGUACAGUGAGUUAGGCCAGCCUGAGAUCAUGGUUGACACCAGUCCAUCAAGUGAAGCCCAUGUAAAACCAAACCGCGGAUGGAUCAAUCUGUUAUUUCGCCAAUUAAUCCAACCGCCCACAACCGAUACUAAAUCUCCCAACUGCCCAGUGCCAAUCCCAUUCUCAAUGCGGUUGAAGUGUGAACUGCGCGGAACUCAUGUACUGCUGAUAAACAAUGAUACGGGUGAAAAACUUGAACCGUCCGUGCGAUACCCAUCAAGUUGGAUUAAUCUGCACCCAACUCCUGGAGGAUACACUUUGCUCGGUUUGGCUGGUCAUGGCCCUGCACCCGGUGGAAACUGGCAUUUACGACUGUUCGGGCAUGGUAUAUACGGCGAUCAGGGUUUACCCAGGCUUCUGAAUGUGUUCUCGGUUAAGAAAGGCCUGUGCUGCGUAUUCAAUCAGAUCGAAGCGUCUGACUACUAUGCGCCCAACUCCCAUGGCCUGCUGUUUAGCCGUCAGCUACAGACGGAAACGGAACAGCUGAUCACCGUACAUUUGAGACUCUCAUCUCCGAACGUUCCUGUACAACUUACUAUUAGAUGUGGCGAUUCGACUAUACCUCUUACCCGAGCUCAAGGCGUCGGGGAGGCGAUAAUUUUGAGCUAUCUAAUCAAGCCGGAACCUGAUUCAAACACAGGUGAACAGAAUGUGAAUAAUGAUGGAGCGAGUGUCAGGGAGAAUAACAAGAUCCUGGGAUCCGACACACGCGACUUGACAGAAACCAGAACGGCAUCAAGUAAACCAAGCCUGAAAUCUGGUUCCCAGGGCCGUCCAACACAAUUAAAGAAGUCUACUCGGGGCUCAUCAAGCCCUGGAGCCCCUUCGGGUGACAAACAAACAGCUCGACCAACAGCCAGUUCGCAUUCUUCCCGCAGUCGAAGUGGGGAUAAAACAACCGCUUCUCAAUCCCCAUCCCAUACGCGUCACCGUGGUGGAUCUCAAUCCCCGAGUCAACCACAACAAGCACGAGAUCGACGAGUGUGGAUUGAAGCACACGUGGACAAAUCUCAGUGGCCUCUUAGUAUGCGCAAUUGGUCGUUCCUUGAAGAAAUCAGACGGAAUCAACUUCACGAGUAUUUAGUCUCCGCCAGCUCACGCACAACCGCAUCCAACGGAAAGCUGUCCGACUUGGCCGGUUCAGUGGAGCGAUCAGUAAAACCUUUACCGACUUCGAAACAGAAUAGUAACCGAAGUAAGCAACAAACUGGCCGCGUUCCAUCAGCCAAACUGGAUGAAAAUCAAGCGCACUGGAAACUGCGUAUUUUGGUUGAUUCAGGAGUAAGCUCAAAUUUAACAUUCUUGUUUCUUUGCACAGAUGAAGCUGAUGGUGAUGGUGAGAAGAGCACCUCUGACGCGAUUGAAAUGUCUGCGAGUAAAUCGGGCUUCAGGAUUACUUGUAAGUUACUAUGGUAA